GAACAGAAGUGCAAUCUCUCUCUCUCUCCUCCGACUAGUGUGUAGUAGGGCUUCUCUUCCUCCUCCGACGUCACAGUUCUUAAUCUUUCUGUUCACGGUGCACAUUAAUCACCGCUGAUCUAUCUCGCGCCGUCAGAGGUAAGGUCGUUAUCCUACGCCGAACUUCAAAGCUCUAUUUUGAUCUCUUAACCAAAAAAAAAAAAAAAGAGGAAAAACUAUCGAAGCCCUAAUCAACGCAGGAGCUUGGCUAUUUAAUCUAUUGCUUUUCGAUUCAUUGAUUGUAAUAGGCCAUUUUUGAUCGAGCAUACUAUCAUUUGAUUGCUGAUUGGGUCGGAGUGAGUGAGUUUCUAGGUUUUUUGCUUCUGUGUUUUUUUUUUGCCGUUUGCUGUAAGAUCUAUUUGCGAGUGAUUUAACGGGGCGGUGUAUAGGGAAAGCUUGAGUUAAGUGUCAUUUGAUGCGUUGCCGUAGCUUUGGAUCAGCCAGGUCGAUUAGUUAUUUGUGUCGGGUUCUGAGAUGGCCAAUCCUGGCGGUAUCGGAACCAAGUUUGUUUCCGUUAAUCUGAAUAAGUCUUAUGGACAGCCUCAUCAUCAUAGUCAUCAAUCUUCUAGUGGUUCUUAUGGGCAAGCUGGAACUGGUCGGGGCAGGCCGGGUAGUGGAGGUGGCGGAGGGAUGGUGGUUUUGUCGCGGCCUAGGAGCUCACAGAAGGUUGGACCGAAAUUAUCUGUUCCACCCCCCAUGAAUUUGCCAUCAUUGAGGAAAGAGCACCAGAGGUUUGAUGUAUCUGGAUCAGGCAGUGGGACAACCAGUGGUGGUAGGCCGGGUAGUGGGACAAGACCAUCGUCUUCUGGUAUGGGUUGGACUAAACCUGCUCCUGGUAUUGGGGUACAAGGGAAGGAUGGCACCGGUGAUGCUCAGGUGGUUGAAGAAAUGGACCAGACGGGACAUGGGGUUGAGGGCUUGAAUCAGGAGAAUGGGGCUUAUAUGCCACCUUCAGCCCGUUCUAGUGGGAUUGGAGCUUUAGUUCCUAGUUCUACUAAAGCUUUUGCCCCAUUGGCAGAGAAAGCCAGUGUUUUGAGGGGUGAGGAUUUCCCUUCAUUGCAGGCUGCUUUGCCGGUCUCUUCUGCGCCUGCUCAGAAACAAAAGGACAGCUUGAGUCAAAAGCAAAAGCCGGGUGAAGAAUAUUCCAAUCAGGCAAGGGACAAUUUUGGUUCACUUGAUAUGCGUCCUCAUGGACACUCUUCCCGUCAAUCUAUUGAGAAUGGACCAGUGGAGAGUGGCAGUGAAGGCCAUGAUCUGGGACGUUCACGCUUGGCUGAUCAACCUUGGAAGCAGGAAGAGUACAUUGCAGGUCCACUGCCAUUAGUCCGGUUAAAUCCAAGGUCUGAUUGGGCUGAUGAUGAGCGUGACACUGGACAUGGAUUUGUAGACAGGGGUAGAGACUCAAGGAUGGCAAAAGGUGAAAAUUAUUGGGAUAGUGAUUUUGACAUGCCAAGAACUAGUGUUUUACCACAUAAACCAGUUAAUAAUCAGUAUGAAAGGUGGGCUCAAAGAGACACUGAAACAGGACCUGUUGUUUCCAGUGAAGUUCUUAGAGGGGAUUCUUAUCGCAGGGACAUGAGAACAGCUAGUAGGGAAGGAAACAUGUGGAAAUCCUCACCUCUCCCACGAGAUGGUAAUGCUAUGGAAGCUGUAAACAAUCGAAAUACUGUUAACUCUAGAACAUCUGUACUGAACAAAGAUAUUGGGAAAGAUAGUAGGUAUGUUCCACCACAGUAUGGAGAAACUGCUCGGGACGUCGGAGUGACUGGAAAUCGUGAGUCCACAUUUGGAAGAAAGGAAACAGUGCAUGCAUCAGAAGGACAGCAGUACUUGAAUAAUGCAAGAGAAUCGUUUAACAGCAGAGGUUCUGAGCGUAUGACUAGAGACCGCUAUGGCAUUGAACAGUCUAAUAGAUUUGGCCUCCAAAAUAGUACUGGGCCCAAACCUUCAUUUGCUUCAUCUGGGAAAUCACUUACUAUAACUGAUCCUGUACCAAAUCUUGGUCGUGAGAAACGUGCCUUUUUGAGAAAUGAAAAACCAUAUGUUGAGGAUUUGUUCACAAAAGACUUUGUAUCUACAGGAUUUGAUGAAAGGGACCUCUUCUCUGGGGGUUUUGUUGGGGUGAUAAAGAGGAAAAAGGAUGUGGUUAAGCAGACUGAUUUCCACGAUCCUGUUAGGGAAUCUUUUGAGGCUGAACUUGAAAGAGUUCAGAAGAUGCAAGAGCUUGAGCGGCAGCGAGUCAUAGAAGAACAAGAAAGAGCUUUGGAACAAGCUCAGAGGGAGGAGGAAGAAAGACAGAGACUUAUUCGGGAAGAAGAAGAACGGCGUCGAAGGUUGGAAGAAGAAGCCCGAGAAGCUGCAUGGAGGGCAGAACAGGAGCGAUUGGAGGCUAUUAGAAGAGCUGAUGAGCAGAGGAAUGCCAGGGAAGAGGAGAGGAAAAGGAUGUUCCUAGAGGAAGAGAGGAGAAAACAGGCUGCUAAGCAGAAGCUUUUAGAGUUGGAAGCUAAGAUUGCAAAAAGGCAGGCUACUACAGAAAAAACUGAAGUUUCUGUUGUUUUGGAGGAAAAACUACCUACUAAUGUGAAGGAAAAUGAGACAGCAGAUCUGGAUAACUGGGAUGAGAGUGAGAGAAUGGUGGAACGGUUAACAACUUCAACAUAUUCAGAGGCGCCUGUUCUUAGCAGAGCUUCUGAGAUUGGUUCAAGGCCUUAUCCUCCAAGAGAGGGUUUUCCAAAUUUCGGUGACACAGGAAAAUCUAUUAAUUCAUGGAGAAGGGAUGUAUUUGGGAAUGGGAGUGGCUCACGUGUGCAACCACAGGAACAUGAUUUUGGUCACUAUAGUCCCCGUAGAGAUGCAACUGCUGGGGUCAGAGGAGCUCCUCGGAAAGAGUUUAAUGGAGGGAGUGGCUACAUGUCCUCUAGGAGUUUUAUGAAAGAAGGGAUGCAAGAAACUUGCAUGGAUGAGUUUGGACAUCCAAAAGAAGAUAGGUGGAACCUUUCUGUGGAUGCUGACUCAUACAACAGAGGCAGGGAGAUUGAUUCAGAAUUUCAUGAUAAUUUUGCAGAGAAGUAUAAUGAUAUUGGAUGGAGGCAUGGCCAUUCUCGUGGCAAUACUCGCUUCCCUUAUCCAGGUCGAUCAUAUCAGAAUUCUGAAACAGAUGAACAUUUCUCCUAUUCUAAGUCAAGAUAUUCUAUGAGACAGCCUCGUGUGCUUCCCCCUCCUACACUUUCAACCAUGCAGAGGAAUUCUCUCAGGGGUGCAAAUGAGCAUGCUGGCACCUCAGACUAUGUGGGCAGUGAAAACACACAAUCUACUGGAAGUGGAAGUACACAACAGACGGUUUAUUAUGGUGGCCAUCAAGAAAGCAGUGGUGCAUCUCUGGCUGUUGAUCUCCAGCAAGAAAACACUGCUAGAGAAGAGAAGAAAUUGAGAAAAGAUAUGGGUCCAAGAUGUGAUUCACAAUCCUCUUUAUCAGUUACAAGUCCUCCAAACUCUCCCCCUCAUCUCUCUAAUGACGAGUUGGAUGAAUCUGGGGAUUCUCCUGUUGUAUCUACUGCUGCAGGGGGGCAAAAGAUAUCACUCUCUGGAAAUAAAUGUCAUGUCUUGAAUGAUGAUUCUGUUAAAGAUGCCACGAGGACAGCUUCCAGUUCUAUAUCCGCUGUUGAGGAUGAAGACUGGACAACUGAAAAUAAUGAUGAUUUGCCACUGCAAGAGGAGUAUGAUGAGGAGGAAGAUGGUUACAGGGAAGAGGAUGAACUUCGUGAAGGAGAUGAUACCAUUGACCUGACCCAAGAAUUUGAAGAUAUGCAGCUGGGAGAGAGAGCACCAUCUCCUAAUUCACACAACUUGGUUUUAGGCUUCAAUGAAGGAGUUGAAGUGGCCAUGCCUAGUGAUGAUUUUGAGAGGAAUUUAAGAAAUGAAGAGAGCAUAUUUGACAGACCUGACACUUAUGUCCGUAUCCCUGAGGAACAGGGACCUAUAAAUGGUGUUCAAGUUGAUGAAAGCUGCUAUCAGCCUGCAGAAGGUUCAUCUCAGUCAAGUUCACGUAGUUCCUCUGGAAGGAUUGCAGAAACUGAAAAAAGUAUGCAGGAAGCUGUGAUGAAACCUGCUAAUGUGCCUCAUACCUCAGCUACAUCUAAUAUUUUGGAUGGUGUUGAUGCUCCUAGUACCUCCAGUGUCUCUGCUCAGCAAUCUCUGUCACCAGUUCAUAAACCAUUGUCUGCCAGUCAGACUGUCCUGCCAACUGCAUCUUCUACACCAAGUCAAGCUGAUUUACCCGUUAAACUUCAGUUUGGGCUAUUUUCUGGUCCAUCCUUGAUACCAUCUCCAGUGCCAGCAAUACAGAUUGGUUCUAUACAGAUGCCUCUUCACCUGCAUCCACCAGUUGGUACAUCCCUUGCCCAUAUACAUCCAUCACAACCUUCUAUCUUUCAAUUUGGUCAGUUCAGGUAUUCACCUCCUAUCUCCCAAGGAAUAUUGCCAGGGACAGCUUUACCCAUGCCUUUUAUUCAGCCAAGCCUGCACAGUAAUUAUAAUGUUAAUCAAGGCACUGUAGGUUCUUUGCUUACUCCACAUGCUGAAGAUGUUUGUUCAGGGAAGAUGACAGAUGGAUCAUCUCUUUCAAUAAAUAAACCGACUGGUUUUGUAAUGGGUUCUCCGGUACAAUCUCAUGGGAAUGUGCCAGAAUUAGGUUCAUCUUUAGUAAGAGCUACAGAAAACAAUGCUCAGACCCAUAAGAUCAACUCUGAGGCUUCUGGGGCAACUGAUAGUAAACUUCCUGAGGAAGUUGGUUUUCAAUGUGAGGAUAAGGAGCAGGGUAGUGCAGAUCUGCAAUCAUCUAAGGAGCAGAAUGUGCAGCCACCAUUGCGGAUAUUUUCUGGUGAGAGGAGUUCAGGUGGAUUUAAGGCUCAAGGCUCAUUCUCUGGCAACAGGGGUAAGAGGUUCACAUAUGCUGUUAAAAAUAACACUGCGAGGUCAUCUUUUACUGCUUCUGAGACUUCUUUCUCAGAGUCAAGUGGGUUUCAGAGGAGACCACGGCGGACAGUCCAGCGAACUGAAUUCCGAAUUCGGGAGAAUACUGAUAGGAGACAAUUAUCUGGCUCUCUAUCUGCUAAUGAUUCUGGUCUUGAUGAUAAGUUAAAUUAUAAUGGAAGAGCUGGAGGGGGUUUUCAAAGAAGUGGAUCUAAGAGAGGUUCCAUGUCUAACAGAUCAAUCAAACACACUGUAGAAGCUGAGAAUUCCAAGUCAGCCAAUAAUGGUUCUCAGAACAUGGAUUCUGAAAACAAGGCAAGGAAGGACAGUGGAAAGGAUCCUGUUAUGAAGAACCAGGGUCUAUCUAGCUUUAAUGAGGGGAAUUUGAAGAGGAACAUAUCUGAGGAGGAUGUCGAUGCUCCCUUGCAGAGUGGUGUUGUACGAGUUUUUAAACAACCUGGUAUAGAAGCCCCUAGUGAUGAAGAUGACUUUAUUGAAGUAAGGUCCAAAAGGCAAAUGCUGAAUGACCGGCGGGAACAGAGAGAGAAAGAAAUCAAGGCGAAAUCCCGGGUUUUAAAGCCACCACGUAAACCUCGCACUUCCAGACAAAACAUUGGAGUUUCAACGAGCUUAAAUAAGGUAUCUGCACCUGUGGGUGGAGAAAUUCCAGAGAAAACACAAUCAGAUUUUGUUGCCACUGAGGGGCAUGGAUCAGCUAACAAGGAUGAAUCCGUGGGAUACACUACCAGUGGUUUACAGCCACUUGCUCCAAUUGGUACUCCUGCCAUAAAUACUGGAGCUCAAGCAGAUAUCAGAUCAAACAAAUCCCUCCAUACCCCCACUGCUACAGUUGUAUCUGGUGAUGGAAGUGAUGGAGUAAACAUGAUGUUCGAGGGCAACAAAAAUGGAGAUGCAGUCAUGACGUCUUCGAGUUCCUGGGGUGCUCCACGGGUUAAUCAACAGGUUUUGACAUUGACACAGAGCCAACUUGAGGAGGCUAUGAAGCCUGUGAGAUUUGACGCACAUGUUUCUUCUGUUGGAAGUCACAGUAGUUCAGUCAGUGGGCCUUCCUUACCAUCAUCAAAGAUAUUGGCAAAUGACAAGUCUUUUGCAUCAACUGCAAGUCCAAUAAACUCUCUGCUCGCUGGAGAGAAAAUUCAAUUUGGUGCUGUUACAUCCCCAACAAUCCUCCCUGCUAGUAGCCGUGUUGUUUCACAUGGGAUCGGAGCUCCAGGCUCCAAUCGAUCUGAUGUACAAAUCUCCCACAAUCUUUCUGCUACUAAGAAUGAUUGUUCACUUCUCUUUGAUAAACUUCCAAACGAUUCAUCUGUUAACUUACAAGAUUCUGAGGCUGAAGCUGAAGCCGCUGCCUCUGCUGUUGCUGUUGCAGCCAUUACUAAUGAUGAGCUUGUGGAGAAUGGACGGGGUUCUGCAACAACUUCAGAAACUAAGAUCUAUGAAGGUGAUCGGCAAUUGGGAAGUCAAUCAAGAGUUGAAGAACCACUUAAUGUAUCUCUUCCUGCAGAUCUUUCCGUUGAAAAUCCUCCAAUGCCUUUAUGGCCACGUUUACCUGAUCCUCAAAAUUCUUCAGGCCAGAUGCUUUCUCAUUUUCCUGGAGGACCACCUUCUCACUUCCCCUUCUAUGAGAUGAAUCCUGUCUUGGGUGGUCCUAUUUUUUCCUUUGGGCCUCAUGAAGAACCAGUUGCCUCCCAAUCUCAGUCCCAAAAGAGUACUAGUUCUGGUUCUGGGCCACUUGGUACCUGGCAACAAUGCCAUUCCUCCAUGGAUUCGUUCUAUGGGCCCCCAACAGGGUUUACUGGCCCUUUCAUCAGCCCACCUGGACAAAUUCCUGGGGUUCAGGGCCCUCCACAUAUGGUGGUCUAUAAUCAUUUUGCACCUGUCAGACAGUUUGGGCAGGUUGGAUUGAGUUUUAUGGGCACUACCUAUAUUACUUCUGGAAAGCACAAUCCAACAACCUCAGCCAUGGGUAUUAAUGAAGGAGAUAUGAAUAACAUGAACAUUGCUUCCACACAGCGCAAUACAUCAAAUGUGCCAGCUCCUGUUCAGCAUCUUGCUCCUGGCUCUCCACUUAUCCCCAUGGCUUCUCCUGUGGCUAUGUUUGAUGUAUCUCCAUUCCAGCCUUCACCUGACAUGUCAGUCCAAGCUCGUUGGUCUAGUUUACCUUCGUCACUUCACUCUGCUCCUCUCUCUCAACCACUGCAACAAGCAGAAACUAUUCCGCCUGCCGCAUUUGGUCAUGGUCAACCAGUUGAUCAAUCAUUGAACGUCAGUAGGUUCACGGAGGCUCUUUCAUCAACUGCAUCUGACGGUUGCCCCAAGUAUACCGUGUCAACUAAUACUCCAGCUCAAUUUCCUGAUGAACUUGGUCUUGUUGAUUCGUCCAGAUCUGCAACUGGACCUUCUUCUGACAGCGGUGUCAGUCAGGGCUUCCCUGGAACUGCCACAGAUGCCGCCAAGAAUGAUACUCUACAGAAUGACAUUAGCAAUAAUAUUAGAGACCAAGCUACUAGUGGUUUCAAAGCUCAGUUACCCAGACAAAAGAAUGUAUCCGCCCACCAGAGCCAUCCUACCGGUUACACUUACCAAAGGGGAAGUGGAAUGUCUCAAAGGAACGCAGCCGGGAAUGAAUGGUCCCAUCGAAGAACAGGUUUCCAUGGCAGAAACCAAUCUUUUGGCGCAGACAAGGGCUUUUCAUCCACAAAAGUGAAACAGAUAUAUGUUGCCAAGCAAAGCACCAGUGGGACUAAAACUGAGGGAUGAGUAUUCCGGUUCUCGGUUUACAAGUUCUGAACCAGGGAUCACAUUGCUUUUGCAUAUCCGGUUGAAGUUUUUGUCUUUUCAAAACUUGAUGCUUUGUUUUAGAUCAUUUCUUUGAGUUGGUUGGUUUAUAGAUCUGGAUAGGUGGAUGGUGACCUUAGCUUUUUUUCCUCGUAGCAGAGCAAUUUUUGUCAGAAUUCAGUUUUGGAAGGCUAUUGUUUGGCUACUCAAUUACUCCCCAAGAUUAGGCUGAAUUUGAUCGUAUUCUUAUCUCUUACUUGGUAGCCUAUAUUUAUAGCUCUUUGAAAGCUCGCAAAACAAGUACGAGCAGCAAAUAUUUCUGUACACCGUAAGACGGAAUACAGAAUUGACUUUAUCCAUAAUGUUUUAUGCAGUAAUGUUAGUGUAUUCUCUUCAAA
Ipomoea nil (Japanese morning glory) is the source of this 8207-nucleotide messenger RNA. RefSeq lists its product as uncharacterized. Bases 514 to 7791 code for a protein of 2425 amino acids. NCBI's taxonomy places the organism in Eukaryota, Viridiplantae, Streptophyta, Magnoliopsida, Solanales, Convolvulaceae. The transcript is spliced from 7 exons. The record is from RefSeq and is a predicted model, not a curated record.